AUGAACGCUAUUCAAGCACCACAACAACCACCAGGGGUUGUUAAUCCAGUUUUUAUGAACAAUACUAGUGGCACUACCGCCACCACUAAUACCCCUACCGCACCCACAAAUAAUGCCAACUAUAAUAAUCCUACUAUUAAUGGCACAAAUAUUAACAAUAAUAAUAAGCCCACUAAUAACAUCAACACCACUACCACAACCACCAGAGCAUUAGAUGAUCCUAAUGUUUAUCACUGGAUAUGUCAACUGGCUUAUGGACCACAAAAGGAACAAGCCCUAUUAGAAUUGGGCAGGAAAAGAGAACAAUAUGAUGAUCUAGCUAUAGUUUUAUGGUGCAGCUUUGGUGUGAUUACAAGUUUAAUUCAAGAAAUUAUUUCAGUGUACCCACUUUUACAUCCGCCUACGCUAACCCAUCAGUUAAGUAAUAGAGUUUGCAAUGCUUUGGUUUUAUUACAAUGUUUAGCUUCCCAUAGAGAAACUAAGUUUAAGUUUAUUCAAGCACAGCUACCCUUUUACCUAUUUCCAUUUUUGAGUACAACCAGCAAAAAUAGAAGCUUUGAAUAUCUAAGAUUGACUUCCUUAGGUGUUAUUGGGGCACUAGUGAAAAACGAUAGCCCGGAAGUUAUACAGUUUUUGUUAAGGACAGAAAUAAUACCACUUUGCUUGAGAAUAAUGGAAACUUCUACUGAAUUAUCGAAAACGGUGGCCAUUUUCAUCUUGCAAAAGAUAUUGAUGGACGAUAAUGGCUUGCAAUACAUUUGUGUCACCCAAGAAAGAUUUAUGGCUGUAUCUACUGUUUUAACUCAUAUGAUUGACCAAUUAUCUGAACAGGUUGGAGGAACUGCUACUACAGGCAAUAUUAAUACUUUGCAAAUAAAUAAUAAUAAUAUAAAUUCUAAUUCUAAUACAAACACCAACACCAAUAACCCUACAACAAAUAUGUCACCUGGUAGGUUGUUAAAACAUAUUGUUAGAUGUUAUUUACGUUUAAGUGAUAACAUAGAGGCACGUCAAGUAUUAAAACAUGUUUUACCUCGUCAGUUAAUGGAUGAUACUUUUAACGAAAGCUUGAAAGAGGAUGUUAAUACUAAAAGAUGUUUGGCUCAAUUGUUGCUAACAUUGAAUGAAGAGAAUUAG
Molecule: messenger RNA, 1137 nt
Organism: Saccharomycodes ludwigii
Lineage: Eukaryota; Fungi; Ascomycota; Saccharomycetes; Saccharomycodales; Saccharomycodaceae
Product: CCR4-NOT core subunit CAF40
Exons: 1
Coding region: 1-1137 (378 amino acids)
Biological process (GO): negative regulation of translation; mRNA catabolic process
Cellular component (GO): CCR4-NOT core complex; P-body; CCR4-NOT complex
Source: RefSeq, a predicted model, not a curated record